AUGCAGGAGAUAUUCUCCGAUUAUGCAGGAGAUAUUAUCCGGUUGAUGAAGAGUGUCCUGCGAGGAGACUCAUCGGCCAUCAAGAGAAGACUAGCCGACGAGAUGUUCGAAUUAAAGCAGAGCGAUCUUCGGAUCGAGAUUUCGUCUGAUGCAAUGUCCAUCGUGCCAUGCGAUACCCCAGACACCCUCGACACCAAGAAGGGCAAUAUUUCCAGCAAAGACCAGAGAGCAACAGACACUGCACACUGA
Molecule: messenger RNA, 249 nt
Organism: Penicillium soppii
Lineage: Eukaryota; Fungi; Ascomycota; Eurotiomycetes; Eurotiales; Aspergillaceae
Exons: 2
Coding region: 1-249 (82 amino acids)
Source: RefSeq, a predicted model, not a curated record